Molecule: messenger RNA, 1474 nt
Organism: Coturnix japonica (Japanese quail)
Lineage: Eukaryota; Metazoa; Chordata; Aves; Galliformes; Phasianidae
Source: RefSeq, a predicted model, not a curated record
GAUAUAUACAACGGGCACGGCCGCCCAACCGGGCCUAGGCCUUGCCGAGUCCUCCGAAGCCCCCCAGCCGCACGGAGGGAUAUAUCCCGUGAGCCUUUGCGGUGAGCGCCCAAGUGUGAAUGUGGAUUUCCCAUGAUGCUCCACUCCUGCAGGAUCGCUGUUUUCACGUGGUGCCCGCAGGGGGCGCUAUAUCCCGUGAUGCUUUGCGCCGCCUCCACUUCCGGGGCGGGCCGGAAGCCGCGCCGUGCGGCCAUGGGGAGCGGCGGGGCGGCUCGGGCCGCUCUGUUCCUGUUACUGGGAGCGGCGGCGGCACCGGGCCCGGCCCGGGGCUCUCAGGGUGACCGGGAGCCGCUGUACCGAGAGUGCCUGGGCCGCUGCGAGCGGCGGAACUGCUCCGGGGCGGCGCUGCGGCACUUCCGGGCCCGGCAGCCGCUUUACAUGGGCCUGACAGGCUGGACGUGCCCUGAUGACUGUAAGUACGAGUGCAUGUGGCGCACAGUGCGGCUCUAUGUACAGGGCGGCCGCCGCGUCCCGCAGUUCCAUGGCAAGUGGCCCUUUUCCAGGUUCCUCUUUGUCCAGGAACCAGCCUCAGCCUUGGCCUCCCUCCUCAAUGGCCUGGCCAGCUUCCUGAUGCUGCUGCGUUACAAAGCUGCCGUGCCCCCCACCUCCCCCAUGUAUCCCACCUGCGUCGCCUUUGCCUGGGUCUCAGUCAACGCCUGGUUCUGGUCCACCGUCUUCCACACCCGGGACACGGCGCUGACAGAGAAACUCGACUAUUUCUGCGCCUCAGCUGUUGUCCUGCACUCUGUGUAUCUGUGCUGGGUCAGGACGAUGGGGCUGCAGCGUCCGGCCUUAAUCGGCAUCUUCAGGGCCUUCCUCCUCCUCUUCCUCGCCUGCCAUAUCUCCUACCUGACUCUCGUCCGCUUUGAUUACGGCUACAACAUGGCUGCAAACGUGGCCAUUGGGCUCCUCAACCUGCUGUGGUGGUUGUGGUGGUGCCUGAGGAACCGUCCCCGCCUGCCCCACGUCUGGAAGUGUGCGGUGGUGGUGCUGCUGCUGCAGGCGGGGGCUCUGCUCGAGCUCCUCGACUUCCCCCCCCUCUUCUGGGUGCUGGACGCCCACGCCCUCUGGCACAUCAGCACCGUGCCCCUCAACAUCCUCUUUUACAGCCCGAUCUCCCCUCCCUCCCCACAGCUUCCUGGUGGAUGACAGCCUCUACCUCCUGAAGGCCAACUCGGACCUCUCCAAAGUGGACUAGAGCAGCAGGGGGGGGGAUGACACACUGCGUGCCCCCCCCAGGGCCUUGCCCAACGUGCCAAAUUCCUCCCCCCCUCCCCAUACCCCCUCCCCAUGGAUCCCCUUUUCCCCCUGCCUUCUGAGUUGUGCUUUCCUUUCUAUCACUGUCUUGUAUGGGGGCCGGGAGCCCCUCUAUGGGGGAAGUUGGGGGGGGGCAUCAGACCCCCCCGGCUGCUGA